This is a messenger RNA of Molossus molossus (Pallas's mastiff bat), 3780 nucleotides long. RefSeq names its product axin 1 (gene AXIN1). The transcript is spliced from 11 exons. Gene Ontology annotation, biological process: negative regulation of canonical Wnt signaling pathway. Lineage: Eukaryota; Metazoa; Chordata; Mammalia; Chiroptera; Molossidae. Bases 234 to 3002 code for a protein of 922 amino acids. The record is from RefSeq and is a predicted model, not a curated record.
GGGCUUGGGCUCCCCACUCGGGGAAGCGAUCGCGGCCGCCGCCGCAGGACCGGCCGGGGUCCGGCUGGACCUGUGUCCCCAACGAGUAAGCCGGUGAGAGCGGGCGGCCGGCCUCGGCGGCGCCGCCGCGGCCAGCCUGCGCCCGCCUCCGGGCCGCCGCGCCGCCGCCGCGAUGGGGGCCGCCCCGGGCCGCGCCCCCGCCCCGUCCCGCCCGCCGCGCCGCCACUGAGCGCAUGGGCCGCGCCGCGCCGCGCCGCGCCGCGCCUCUCCGGGAGCCGGGCCCGGGGCCCAGCCGCCGCCGCCGCUACCGCGCGCGGGACAGAUUGAUUCACUUUGGAGCUAUAAGUACUGAUGUAUUAGGGUGCAGCGCUCAUUGUUCAUUGACGCAGAGUCUCAAAAUGAAUAUUCAAGAGCAGGGUUUCCCCUUGGACCUCGGAGCAAGUUUCACCGAAGAUGCCCCCAGACCUCCAGUGCCUGGUGAGGAGGGUGAACUGGUGUCCACAGACCCUAGGCCUGUCAGCCACAGCUUCUGCUCUGGGAAAGGUGUCGGGAUUAAAGGCGAGACUUCAACAGCCACUCCGAGGCGCUCAGAUCUGGACCUGGGGUACGAGCCUGAGGGCAGUGCUUCACCCACCCCACCGUACUUGAAGUGGGCCGAGUCAUUGCACUCCUUACUAGAUGAUCAAGACGGGAUAAACCUGUUUAGGACCUUCCUGAAGCAGGAGGACUGUGCUGACCUGCUGGACUUCUGGUUUGCCUGCAGCGGCUUCAGGAAACUGGAGCCCUGUGACUCAAAUGAGGAGAAGAGGCUGAAGCUAGCCAAAGCUAUCUACCGAAAGUACAUCCUUGAUAACAAUGGCAUUGUGUCCAGGCAAACCAAGCCAGCCACCAAGAGUUUCAUAAAGGACUGCAUUAUGAAGCAGCUGAUUGAUCCUGCCAUGUUUGACCAGGCCCAGACAGAAAUCCAAUCUACCAUGGAAGAGAACACGUACCCCUCAUUCCUCAAGUCUGAUAUUUAUUUGGAAUACACAAGGACAGGCUCAGAGAGCCCGAAGCUCUGUAGUGACCAGAGCUCUGGGUCAGGGACAGGGAAGGGCAUACCUGGAUAUCUGCCCACUUUGAAUGAAGAUGAGGAAUGGAAGUGUGACCAAGAUAUAGACGAAGAUGAUGGCAGAGACCCUGCUCCCCCCAGCAGGCUGACACAGAAGCUGCUCCUGGAGACAGCUGCCCCGCGGGCCUCCUCAAGUAGACGGUACAGCGAAGGCAGAGAAUUCAGAUAUGGAUCCUGGCGGGAACCUGUCAACCCCUACUACGUCAACUCUGGCUAUGCCCUUGCUCCGGCCACCAGCACCAAUGACAGUGAGCAGCAGAGCCUCUCCAGCGAUGCGGACAGCCUGUCCCUCACUGACAGCAGUGUGGAUGGGAUCCCACCGUACAGGAUCCGCAAGCAGCACCGCCGAGAGAUGCAGGAGAGCGUCCAGGUCAAUGGGCGAGUGCCUCUACCUCACAUUCCUCGUACUUACCGAAUACCAAAGGAAAUUCGCGUGGAGCCCCAGAAGUUUGCUGCAGAGCUCAUCCACCGCCUGGAGGCUGUUCAGCGGACUCGGGAGGCAGAGGAGAAGCUAGAGGAGCGACUGAAGCGCGUGCGGAUGGAGGAAGAAGGCGAGGAUGGCGAUGUGUCCUCUGCCCCCCCAGGGGCCAGUCAUAAGCUGCCUUUGGCCCCAACUUGGCACAAUUUCCCACCCCGCUACGCAGACGUAGGCUGCACAGGGCUGCGGGAUGCACAUGAAGAGAACCCUGAGAGCAUCCUAGACGAGCAUGUGCAGCGGGUCAUGAGGACUCCUGGCUGCCAGUCGCCCGGGCCUGGCCACCGCUCCCCUGACAGUGUACACAUGCCCAAGAUGUCAGGGGUGCUGGGGAACGCAACCCUGGGGCAUGGUAAGCAUGUGCCCAAAUUGGGGGCAAAGCUGGAGGCAGCUGGCCUGCACCUCCACAGGCACAGCCACCACCACAGCCACCACGGUGUGGCCAGGCCCAAGGAGCAGGCUGAGGCUGAGGCUGCCCGCCGGGUACAGAGCAGCUUCUCGUGGGGCCCAGAGCUGCAUAGCCAUGCAGCCAAGACCCGAAGCCACUUAGAGAACGUGGGCACCACCCCCAGUGCCAGCGACAGCCUGGGCUACAGUGGGAAGGCUGGCACAACCUCCAAAAGAAAUGCCAAGAAGGCUGAGUCAGGGAAGAGUGCCAGUGCUGAGGUGCCAGGCUCUUCGGAGGAUGCAGAGAAGAACCAGAAGAUCAUGCAGUGGAUCAUUGAGGGGGAGAAGGAAAUCAGCAGGCACAGGAAAGCUGGCCAUGGGUCUUCUGGGGCAAAGAAGCAACAGAUUCACGAAAGCUCUAGGCCCUUGUCCAUUGAGCGUCCUGGGGCUGUGCACCCUUGGGUUAGCGCUCAGCUCCGGAACUCUGUCCAGCCCUCUCAUCUCUUCAUUCAAGACCCCACAAUGCCACCCAACCCAGCCCCCAACCCUCUGACCCAGCUGGAGGAGGCCCGCAGGCGCCUGGAGGAGGAAGAGAAGAGAGCCAGCAAGUUGCCCUCGAAGCAAAGGUAUGUGCAGGAGGUCAUCCAGCGGGGGCGCUCUUGCGUCAGGCCGGUGUGCACGCCCGUGCUGAGCGUGGUGCCAGCAGUGUCCGACACGGAGCUCUCCGAGACAGAGACGAAAUCACAGAGGAAGGCGGGUGGUGGGAGUGCCCAGUUGUGUGACAGCAUCGUCGUGGCCUACUACUUCUGUGGAGAACCCAUCCCCUACCGGACCCUGGUGAGGGGCCAUGCGGUCACCCUGGGCCAGUUCAAGGAACUGCUGACCAAGAAAGGCAACUACAGAUACUACUUCAAGAAAGUGAGUGACGAGUUUGACUGUGGAGUGGUGUUUGAGGAGGUUCGGGAAGAUGAGGCCAUCCUGCCUGUCUUUGAGGAGAAGAUCAUUGGCAAGGUGGAGAAGGUGGACUGACCAGCAGGCCAGGCCUCUGCACCAGGCUGGGCCCUCGUCAGGUGGGGGCGGGGAAGGCCACACUGAGGGCUAGGUAGGGCUCUGCCAUGUCAGGUGCUCUCGUGUGUGCAAACACACAGCUCAUUGUGUGAGGCCAGGGACUACCUGCCCCCUAGCCGCCAACCCUUUGGUUCAUCUGUGUUCAGGUGAACAGGGGUCCCGUUGAGUGGUCAUACAGGCAUCUGUCCUGCUGCCAACAAGGAAGGGGCCCCACCCCCUCCAUAGCACUACUCUGAGAGUCCACCCAAAUAAGCAGGGAGCCCCCAUCCCCCAUGGGGCUGACUUGAUGACCCUCCCCAGAGGACCCCUGCUGCUAACCAGGGGCCAACUGCCUGGCAUCUCCCGCCAGGACUCUGCUUCUCCCUCCAGGAAUUGCCCACCAUGCCCUGCCCUGGUCAGGGCCAGCUCAGGCCUGGGGUUCAGGGGGCCAUUAGGGGCCUCUAAAUUGUACAUGUCACCGAGUGCCUUCAACACAGCUUGUCUCUUGCCUGCCACUAUGUGGAUCCGGCGACGGGGCACCUUAGUGCUCCCUCUCCACCCUCAGUUUCCACAACGCCGGCUCAGCGGGUCCCGGGCCCCUUCUUUCUAAGGGCCCAUGUAAAUAUGUACAUUUCUCAGGCUAGGGCUAGCAGGGCGCUGCCCCGAGCCCAUUUUUCAUGCGCUGACUUGUACAAUUAUCUUUUCAAAGGUACUUGGAUAAUAAUGAAAUAAAACCAGUUUUGAACCUUCCCUGGCUAUG